GAGUCGGCAAAAGCUCUCUGCUUGGAGGAAGCAUUUGCUUUGGAUCAAAUUCGACAAGAAGACUUCCAAACGCCAUUUGAGAUUAUUUUACAGAAUUCAAAUAAACCCAAAAAAACAUUUUCAAUAUGGCAAUAUCAUUCUUCGUUUCCUGGCAGUUGUGGGAAAAGAUGACAUUUGUUUUGGGGUGUGCUAUUGUGGCAGUUUUUUGCGCGGGAUAUAUCAAGUUAUUAUGGACAAACAGAAUAGUUGCUAGACAAGAAAUUAUCGAUGAGGAAAAGCGCAUGAAGAUUCAAGAAUUACGACAAAGUGGUCAAUUUGUCGAACCCAUGAAGGGCGUCGAUAUCCCCUUUGGAGUUCGUGCCAUUCAAAGUGGUAUUCAAGUGGAUGGAAUAUGGAUAUCUGGAGCCAACACUCCUGUGCCUAGCAUCAAACUUCAGCGCCAUUCAUCUUUUGAACUUUCUUCUCCAAAUUCAAACUCCAACGCACACGCAUCUCCCGAUAGUUACAAUCAUCCCACACCUCCCAAAGCCGGUCAACCAAACUUCCGAUAUAGCGAAUCUGCAGUACUCUCAAGCCACAGAAGUAUUAGUGAUGAUGAUACUCUUAUCACCGAUCCUCGUAGUUCAUCUCGCCAACGAGCAACCUACAAGCCAACAAAGUCGUCUCAAUUACGUUUUGGGACAGUCGGAGAACAUCAAUAUGAUGAAGAAACACUUGGUCAUCUCGUAGGAAAUUCAGAAAAUGGUAGAGUUUAUACUCAUAAACCUCGAGGAGGUCAUCGAUCAGAUGCAUCAAUCUCACUAUCACUCUCCGAUGCUGCCGCCGCUGCUGAUAAUGAACGCUCAUCUGGUACUUCUGAUGAUUCUGAUGAAACUUUUUCUCGUGUUAGACAUCCACAACCGAAUCGACCUUUCAAUUAUCCUACCCGAACUCCUUCUCCAGAAGUCUUGACUCCCGCAUUUCCAUCAUUCUCUCACCAACCAACAACUAAAGGCAAGGGUCAAUAUUCUUCAAUUCCUCUUUUCACAGAGGACGAUGAAAUGGAUCCAUUUGCAUCGCCUCAUCUACGUGGUAUGGAUAGAGGACAUGGACCUAACAUUCAGCCGGUUGAAGAUCAACGCUAUACUGAUAACACCAUCGAGUCUCGGGCCCCGCUUCUUAAGAGUCGCUCUCCAUCUUCGCAAUUCAUACCUGGAGAACUUCAUCAGAAUAAGACAAUUAGGAAGGUCAACUCUGGUUUCGAGAUUUUGCCUGCAGGCACCUUCGGUACUCAACCAGUUGUAGAUAUCAAAGGAAAAGGUGUUAAUCGUCAUGAGAGUUGGAAUGUCAAUCACUCUGAUUCACUUGCACCACUACACCCAAACAAGCUACAGAAAAAGACAAGAUUUUCAGUGGUUUGAAUGGUGACCAAAAAAAUAGAGUGAAGUAGUUGGAAGAGAUGUUGAUAAGAUUUGACUCAAAGAUUUCACGAAUGAACGAUAAGUAAUGGAGUAAUGGGCGUGCAGAGCAAUUCAAGCAUCAUUGGCGUUAGAUAUUACUGGGAUGGUGUUAUAUCAAAUUUGGCUGGUGGGGAUUAGAAUCGCUUUCAACAUUUCAUAGCUGAAAAUCAACGGUGUCUGAAGGGAAUGGGGAAAAUGGUGCAUUUGAUUUGUGAGGAGGGAAAUUUGGAAAGGAAAAUGAAUCA
Botrytis cinerea B05.10 is the source of this 1684-nucleotide messenger RNA. RefSeq lists its product as hypothetical. Bases 126 to 1400 code for a protein of 424 amino acids. Lineage: Eukaryota; Fungi; Ascomycota; Leotiomycetes; Helotiales; Sclerotiniaceae. The record is from RefSeq and is a predicted model, not a curated record. The transcript is spliced from 2 exons.